UGAAAUAUUUGAUUAGCUGGAGUGGGUGUAAUGAAAGAUUAGGGCUCAGGUAAAAAGGAUCUAUCGAUGGAGGUGUAAAGCCUCGGUCCUUUAUAAUGGGACUUUACCACAUGCUGCUGCCCACAUGCUGCCGACAAUGACCAGGCUGCUCGAUCUCCGCUGAGAGCAUUAACCCAACAGUCCGUGAAGGCAAUGGAUCUUCCCACCACGUCAGUGGGGAUUGAGAACGGGACCGUCGGUGCUUUUGACGGUCCCCAAUGGCCUUACUUUGCCCCCAAAAGCACCUACAUGGCGGUGGCCACUCUGAUGGGCACCGUGGUGAUUCUGGCCUCCUUUGUUAAUGGGCUGGUCAUCGUGGUGUCCAUCAAAUACAAGAAGCUCAGAUCUCCGCUCAACUACAUCCUGGUCAACCUGGCCAUUGCUGAUCUGCUGGUCACCUUCUUCGGCAGCACCGUCAGCUUCUCCAACAACAUCAAUGGCUACUUCGUGCUCGGAGAAACCGUCUGCCAGUUCGAAGGCUUCAUGGUCUCCUUGACAGGUAUCGUGGGCUUGUGGUCGCUGGCCAUUCUGGCGUUCGAGCGAUACAUUGUGAUCUGCAAACCAAUGGGUGAUUUCCGCUUCCAGCAGAAGCACGCCGUGUGGGGCUGCCUCUUCACCUGGCUGUGGUCCCUGUUCUGGACCUUGCCGCCCCUCUUUGGUUGGUGCAGCUAUGUGCCCGAGGGGUUGAGAACAUCAUGUGGCCCCAACUGGUACACAGGGGGAGCCAACAACAGCAGCUACGUGGUCGCUCUCUUCAUCACCUGCUUCACAUUGCCCCUCAGCUUAAUCAUCUUCUCCUAUGCCAGUCUGCUGGUGGUCCUGCGAGCUGUCGCUAAGCAACAGAAAGAGUCGGAAACGACGCAGCGAGCGGAGCGAGAGGUGACCCGCAUGGUGGUGAUGAUGGUGGGGGCGUUCCUGGUCUGCUGGCUGCCCUACACUUCCUUCGCCAUGGUGGUGGCUAUUAACAAGGACAUUGUCAUCCAUCCCACUCUGGCCUCCAUGCCCUCCUACUUCUCAAAGACAGCCACUGUCUACAACCCUGUCAUCUACAUCUUCAUGAACAAACAGUUCCGGCACUGUCUCCUGAGCCUGAUGUGCUGUGGGCGCAAUCCGUUUACAGGCGAUGAAGACACCACGUCCAGCAGCGCGAGCGGCAGCCGGACUGAAGCCACCACAGUCUCCGAAGGGGGCAAUAACAAGGUUGUGCCCGCUUAGCUUAGCCUGCCGCGCUUCCAACACACUGUUGGACAAAGGUCAUAACCCAGACAGACUAGACUCUGUGCAUCUGGCUCUGAAUCAUUGAAGCCAUUGAGUCUCCCCGAGCAACAAUCUAGAACAAUCUAAAUUUAGGAACGUUAUCUCCAGCCUGUCAGUAGUGAUUUGCUGGAAGAGUCCAUUCCAUUGUAUAGUGCUCUGGUGGGUGUUAGUUCGAUCUCACCACCCCCACCCUCUCCUCCUUUCAAUUUGUUGUUGCUGUCUCUCUUUGAUGCCUCCUUCACCAGCCAACCAGUUCUGGCCAUCUCUUCCUAAAU
Callorhinchus milii (elephant shark) is the source of this 1571-nucleotide messenger RNA. Its product is annotated as pinopsin-like. The transcript has 5 exons. Gene Ontology annotation, molecular function: G protein-coupled receptor activity. The coding region runs from base 193 to 1254 and encodes 353 amino acids. NCBI's taxonomy places the organism in Eukaryota, Metazoa, Chordata, Chondrichthyes, Chimaeriformes, Callorhinchidae. The record is from RefSeq and is a predicted model, not a curated record. Gene Ontology annotation, biological process: phototransduction; G protein-coupled receptor signaling pathway; visual perception. Gene Ontology annotation, cellular component: photoreceptor outer segment; membrane.